GCAGCCCGGUGCUUGUGGGAGGACUUUAGCUAACUCGCUCAUGAGUUGGUUCCGUGUUCAAGGCUAGCGUCACCCGGGCUAGGGCGGAUGGUUGUACACGAAAGCCGAGCUAGAGUGCGCGGCGGGCCGGGAAGGCUGCUCACGGCCCGGUGGCGGGGGGGACUCUCCUUGCUUUGCAGUCCGCUGUAGCUUCCCCGCCCCCGGGACAGUCCCGAGCCGGCUCUGUUGGGGGCUGGUAUCCCGCUGGGCGGAGGCCGCGCCGCGGAUCGCCGCCUUCUGUCUCGCCGCACAACUUCCUCUCCCAGGGAAUUCGGCUGCCGGGCCAGGCCGGGGCGGACUCGGAGCCGCGUCUGGAGCGGGCCGGGCCGGGCGCGGGGCCAUGGAGAGCCCCGCCGUCACCUUCACUCUGGCCUACCUGGUGUUCGCCGUCUGCUUCGUGUUCACCCCCAACGAGUUCCGCUCGGCCGGGCUCACCGUGCAGAACCUGCUGGCCGGCUGGCUGGGCAGCGAGGACGCGGCCUUCGUCCACUACCACCUGCGGAGGAGCACCGGCACCAUGCUGGCCCACGGCCUGCUGCCGCUCGGUUAUUACAUUGGCAUGUGCUUUGCAGCACCAGAGAAACAACUUUUCUAUUUUUACCAGGCCUCAGAAGGCUGGAAAAUAUUCUUCUUGCUGGCUAUUCUUGCUCCAACAGUCACCGGCAUCCUGGCAUAUUACUGGUCACAGAACGGCUGGGAUAACCAUCCUUUAGCUCGGACACUUGCCUUUCAUGCUCUUCCACAGUCUGGUUGGCGGGCAGUGGCUUCUUCCAUCAAUACAGAAUUCAGGAGGAUUGACAAGUUUGCUACUGGAGCUCCAGGAGCAAGAGUGAUUGUUACAGACACUUGGGUGAUGAAAGUGACCGCCUACAGUUUACAUGUUGCCCAACAGCAGGACAUUCAUCUGACGGUGACAGAUUCCAGACAACACGAACUCUCACCUGAUUCAAACAUGCCCGUGCAGUUCCUCACCAUCCGUGUUGCCAGUAUUAAUCCCUAUGUGAAAGCUUUUGAUAUCCGGUUGAACUCCACAGAGUAUGGGGAACUACGAGAGAAACUUCAUGCUCCAAUCCGUAAUGCAGCUAACGUUGUGAUCCAUCAGAGCCUCAGUGACUUGUUUCUGGAAACCUUUACAUCACUGGUGGAAAUUAAUCAGACAUACCCUGUUCCCAGCAAUCAGGAGCUCGAGCCAUGUAUAGGGUGUAUGCAGACUAAUGCAAACAUCAAGCUUGUUAAAAAUUGCCAAGAGCCAAACGAAGGAGAAUGCCAGCAAUGCUACUGUCGUCCUAUGUGGUGCCUGACUUGCAUGGGGAAAUGGUUUGCCAGCCGGCAGGAUCAGCAGCACCCAGAGACCUGGCUAUCAAGCCAAGUGCCUUGUCCAACCUGCCGAGCCAAGUUUUGCAUUUUAGAUGUUUGCAUAAUACAAUGAAUAAUCUCGGUACAAUUUACCUUUUGAAAUCUGAAUGUAUUCACAGCAGGGUUGGAUGCAAGCCCCAUUAGAUUUGUUUCUUGCUCUUCUGCUUCUGAAGAGGUAAAAGCUCUGGAGUUUUCUUCUUCAAAGCCCUGAAAAUGGCAACCCAACAUUUUCUUUUAAUUUUUUCCCACUCCACAAAUGUGUUCUCAGUUUUUAUUCACUAACAUAACAGUUAAAAUUUUAGAUUGUUAAGCAAAAAACCCCACAAAACUCUUCAUUUCCAAACUCUUGGAUGCACUUUAAACCAAUAAUAGUGCCCUAUUUGCUUCCCAUAUAUCAGAGGUGAAAUCCUUGUAAACUUAAAUUUUAAGUGCUAUUCUAGUUACAGGAUUAAGCAUUGGUAUUUAAUGAUUCUUUAGCUAAGAGAUAAUUUUCUUUUAUAAUAAGAUGUACUAAGCAAGUUGCUAUUGCUAAGGAUAGUCGGCUCAAAUCGCAACCUACCUUUCUUCGUCUUGAAUCCGUUUGUAAAGUCCAUGUUAAUCUUUGUGGGCUUUCCUCAAAACAGAUGUCUCAGUGUUGUGUUUUUCCUUUCCACCAAAACAGGCCCACAGAUCAAUUACUAUAGACAUCUAGGAAAUUACACUCCCAAAGUUCUGUAACUUCUGCAGGGAGCUUAGCACAAAGAAGAAUAGAAAAUACAAAAUAAUUUGUUUCCAGAUAUAUUUAGUAUACAAGGAAGCUCAUUCAAAAAGCAUCGUUUAUUCAGUUCAUUAACCUGAAGUGCUGUUGGUGCUGUUUAAAGCAUCUUAUAGCUAAAGCUAUUUUUUCCCUGUUUGGAGUCUCAACACUCUCUAGCUAACGCUAAUGUUAAGCAUGACUUAUCCAUAUUUGGAAGGAGAGCAGUGAUCAUCUCAAUUUUCUGAGUAAUCCAAAAGAAUGUGCGUCUGUGUCAAAACCUGUAGCUUUUUCCUAGUCAACUGCUUUUCCAAAUGAAUGGGAUGUCAGGACUGGAUAAGAACGUGUAGCCAUGCUGGCUACUUCAGGUAUGACCAUUAUUAGUGAAAUGGGUUUUGGUUUGGUUUUUUGCUUUAUUUUGAAGCCUGAUAAUAAACAUUUAUCACUGCUUUAA
Mauremys mutica (yellowpond turtle) is the source of this 2582-nucleotide messenger RNA. RefSeq names its product transmembrane protein 129, E3 ubiquitin ligase (gene TMEM129). The transcript is spliced from 4 exons. NCBI's taxonomy places the organism in Eukaryota, Metazoa, Chordata, Testudines, Geoemydidae. The coding region runs from base 380 to 1468 and encodes 362 amino acids. Gene Ontology annotation, cellular component: membrane; endoplasmic reticulum. Gene Ontology annotation, molecular function: ubiquitin protein ligase activity. The record is from RefSeq and is a predicted model, not a curated record. Gene Ontology annotation, biological process: protein ubiquitination.